Molecule: messenger RNA, 774 nt
Organism: Pelobates fuscus (common spadefoot toad)
Lineage: Eukaryota; Metazoa; Chordata; Amphibia; Anura; Pelobatidae
Gene: RGCC
Product: regulator of cell cycle
Exons: 5
Coding region: 107-493 (128 amino acids)
Biological process (GO): regulation of cell cycle
Cellular component (GO): cytoplasm
Molecular function (GO): protein kinase activator activity; protein kinase binding
Source: RefSeq, a predicted model, not a curated record
GUAGCUGACCGGGCUGCAGUGGGUAACUUGAGGUGCGCACGUUCCGUUCGUGGAAUACUUUGGAUCAUUUAACUCGCGAGGAUUUUCUCAUUCUCGGUUUGGAACCAUGAAGUCUCCUAAAGUGAAGUCAGCUCGGAGAGCGGCUUUUAUUGAAGAUGACGAUUUGAAUGAGGUGCUUUGUGAAUUUGAUGCUGUGAUAGCAGAUUUCUCUUCUCCUUUCAACAAGAGACGCUUUCGAUAUGAUGAACAUCUCCAAACUAUGAAGAGAAGGAGCAGUGCUAGCAUCAGUGACAGUGGCAUCAGCGACUCAGAAAGUGCAGAUUCUCUUUGUAGAAACAGCUUAAGCUUCAGUGAUGAAAAACUGAACUCCCCAACACUCUCUUCACCAGUAUUGUCUUCUCCAAUGGAGAACCCCAGAAAAGCUAAAUUGGGAGACACAAAAGAGCUGGAAGAUUUCAUUGCUGACCUUGACAGAACCUUAGAAAGCAUGUGAAGAAUGACCCCUCCCCAGUGAUCUCCUGAUCCCUACAUCGACACAGACGGCUGUACAUCCUCAUGAAGAAUAUAGUAUUUCACAAGUGUGACUACCAAUGGAAUACUAUCCUAAUAACGUCCUAUUAGAUUUCCGAAUGUGCUCACUGCAUGAAUUAAGGAAAACUGAUAUUUUUAAUACUGGAGAUACAGUUGUGUUGUAUAUUUUUGUUUAAAUAUUGCUUAAUUUGUAAUUUAAAAUGCUUUUAUGGAGAUAAAUUGUAAUGUUAUAUAGUUCAGAAA